Messenger RNA from Aphidius gifuensis, 678 nucleotides. RefSeq lists its product as uncharacterized. Bases 1 to 678 code for a protein of 225 amino acids. NCBI's taxonomy places the organism in Eukaryota, Metazoa, Arthropoda, Insecta, Hymenoptera, Braconidae. The transcript has a single exon. The record is from RefSeq and is a predicted model, not a curated record.
AUGACUCAAGUUGAAGAGAAACCUUUGGUUUGCAAUGCAAUGUCAACCAUAAGUGAGAGUUAUUUAGAUAAUUUCUCGUCACUGAGAAAAGCUGUAACUGCGGCAGCAUGGUUGAGAAGAUUUUACCAGAGUUUUUCAGCAAGAUAUAUUGUGGAUAGGUCAAGCUGGAUUACGUUUGAAGAACGUAAAAUUGCAUUGCUGGGUUUGGUAAUUAAUAAUCAACGAUUAUACUUUCAUGAGGUGAUUAAACAAUUAUCAAAGGGUGAAGCACUAUCGAGGUCAAGCCCUUUGAUAAAAUUAACACCAUUCCUUGACAAGGAUGGUGCAUUAAGAGUCGGUGGAAGACUGAGUAGAUCCCUCAUGACAAGUGACCAAAAAAAUCCGUUAAUAUUACCGAGAGAGUCAAAACUAACUGAACUGAUACUCGACGAGUGCCAUGUAAAUACAUUACAUGGUGGUGCACAAUUGAUGUUGGCCACAUUGAGACAACAAUACUGGAUUGUUGGUGGUCGAGUACCAGUCAGGAGUUUUAUAAAUAAAUGUGUUGUUUGUGUAAGACAUCGAGCUGAAGCUGCACAACAGUUAAUGGGUCAACUACCAGCAUCUAGAGUCUUAAAAUGCAAGCCAUUUCUCCAUACAGGAGUUGACUAUGCUGGUCCAUUUGAACUGAAGACAUGA